GGGGGGUCGAACAGUGGAAGUGGCGGCGUGCGAAACAACUAGUACAAACCAGUGAACCGGACGACGAUUAUUGAAAGUUGGGACAGCGAACGGUGAGCAGCAGCAGCAGACCCAGACUCAAAUUAAAGACCGUUUGGCAACGUGGUGCAGGACCGCCGUACAGGAUGAGCAUAUUCGCUUCCGUGGAACUGGGACCGCCGGUGGAGGUGUUUGCCCUCAACAAGGCCUGCAACGAGGACCCGAACCCAAACAAAGUUAAUCUUGGUGUCGGAGCUUAUCGAACGAACGAGGGCAAACCAUGGAUCCUGCCGGUGGUGAAGAAGGCCGAGGCGGCUAUCGUGGCCGACGGUUCACUCAACCACGAGUACCUACCGGUGCUGGGUAUGGAGAGUGUAACGAAUGCGGCCUCUACCCUGCUGCUCGGUGAUGACAGUGAAGCGCUCCGCAGCAAGCGUGCCUUCGGUGUCCAGUGUCUGUCGGGAACCGGAGCACUCCGGGUGGGGGCCGAGUUUCUCGCCCGCAUCCUGAACCGUACCACGUUCUACUACUCCGAACCGACGUGGGAAAACCACCACAAGUUGUUCGUGUACGCUGGAUUCACGGAACCGCGUACGUACCGGUACUGGCAUCAGGAGCAGCGUGGUAUCGACUUCGCUGGAAUGCUCGAGGAUCUGUCGAAUGCACCCGAGGGUGCCGUGAUUAUACUGCAUGCUUGUGCGCACAACCCAACCGGCAACGAUCCGACCGAGGAGCAAUGGAAGCAGAUUGCCGAUGUGUGCGAAAAGCGCAAGCUGUUCCCGUUCUUCGAUUCCGCCUACCAAGGCUUCGCCAGUGGCGAUCCCAACAGGGAUGCGUUCGCCGUUCGGUACUUCGUAGAGCGUGGUUUCGAGUUGUUCUGUUCGCAAAGUUUCGCCAAGAACUUUGGGCUUUACAACGAGCGUAUCGGAAAUCUAACGGUCGUGCAGAAGGACGCAACUACGAGUGCGGCCGUGGCAUCGCAGAUUACGCUGCUGGUCCGUGGUAUGUACUCGAACCCACCGGCCUUCGGUAGCCGUAUUGUGAGCCGUGUGCUGAACGAUAAGGAACUGCGUGCUGAGUGGAUGGAGUGCAUCCAGACAAUGAGCUCGCGUAUUAUCAAGAUGCGCAAGGCACUGUACGACGAGCUGGUGGCACUGAAGACACCCGGCACCUGGGAGCACAUCACCCAGCAAAUCGGCAUGUUCUCGUACACCGGUCUCAAUGAGAAACAAGUCCAGAUUCUCAUUAAGGAGUUUAGCAUUUACCUGCUGAAAACGGGCCGCAUCAGCAUGUGCGGAUUGAACGAAGGUAACGUUGCGUACGUUGCCAAGGCAAUCCAUGCUGCCGUCACCAGAGAAUAGUAUCGCGCUCAUUCUCGCGGACAAGCCCCCAUCGUUCUUGGUAUCAGCUAACACCAGAGGCUGUGUCAACGAACCGGGCACCAAACACAUUCACAAUCUGAUCUGAAACGGUUCAUCAUCACCGGGGAGGAAGCUUUUAGUUUAGCAUUUGAUUGAUUCCCUAGCCGAAACGGUUAAUAUGUGAGCGAAAUGUUUUUUUCAAGACAAAACGAAACAUUAUGCAUUGGUGCGUUAUAUGAGGCACGAUAAAAUUAGGGAAAGUUAUAUCGGUGAAAUGAUAUCGGACGGGACGUUAUCGAGCAACAACGAUUGGCACGGCUACACAAUGCAGCCAGGACACAGUACAAUACUAUUUACACAAAUACACACCACUCAAGUAAUCAAACAGCAAUUGAAUCAAACACGGGUCAUUCUUACACGAGAUUAAAUACAGUUUAGCUUUUCUAUCGUGUUCUUGUUCUCAGUAGUUCACGUGGAAAAGAACAAAUAACACAUGUAACACUCAUUGGAUGUGUUACCAACACUUGCACUCAAAAUGUAAUACUUAGCCUACCUUAGCCAGCUGCAUUCAACUAACUCCUCCCAGUAAAUAUCAGAACUACCGCUGAUGCCAACAAUGUAUUACGAGCUGGAGGGCAUUUAUAAAAUGCGGCCGAAGUAUGCUGCACCGAAAGUGAAUUUUGCAUAAAUAAACGUUACAACUGCAUUUUUGGUGAAACACCAAAAAA
Molecule: messenger RNA, 2107 nt
Organism: Anopheles darlingi
Lineage: Eukaryota; Metazoa; Arthropoda; Insecta; Diptera; Culicidae
Gene: Got1
Product: aspartate aminotransferase, cytoplasmic
Exons: 4
Coding region: 165-1379 (404 amino acids)
Biological process (GO): L-aspartate biosynthetic process
Cellular component (GO): cytosol
Molecular function (GO): L-aspartate:2-oxoglutarate transaminase activity; pyridoxal phosphate binding
Source: RefSeq, a predicted model, not a curated record